This is a messenger RNA of Achroia grisella, 2287 nucleotides long. It is a transcript of the gene aph-1, whose product is annotated as gamma-secretase subunit Aph-1. The record is from RefSeq and is a predicted model, not a curated record. The transcript is spliced from 3 exons. Gene Ontology annotation, biological process: Notch receptor processing; protein processing; Notch signaling pathway. NCBI's taxonomy places the organism in Eukaryota, Metazoa, Arthropoda, Insecta, Lepidoptera, Pyralidae. Gene Ontology annotation, cellular component: membrane; endoplasmic reticulum; gamma-secretase complex. Gene Ontology annotation, molecular function: protein-macromolecule adaptor activity. Bases 350 to 1069 code for a protein of 239 amino acids.
AUUUGUAAUGCUUACGUCCUUUACUCAUAAAGGGAAAUAUUUUUUUAUAUGAUUCCGUGCUAUCUGAAUCUAUGUGACAACACUUAAUUAAACAAAUCAUAUGUACUAAUUUUAAUAGUUUCAUCAUAUUUAAUGCGGACAUUAAAAGCGAAAAAGUGUUCUUAUAAAAAUGAGAAAUAUAAUAUAUAAUUAAGUAAAAUAAAACUCGAAGAGUGGUGGCUAUUAUAGUGUUUAUUUAUUUACUGAGUCAAUUCACCUAUAGGCAUUAAAUUAAUUCAUUAACUGUAAUUAUUGAAUUAGCUUUCGGCAGUUUGUUGUGUUUGUUAAUAAAGUGCAAGACGUAUACAAGAUGACUCUCGCGGAGUUCUUCAGUUGUUCAUUGCUCGCCUUCGGAGCACCGUUGGCCAUGUUUUCCAUGACAGUAGCCAAUGACCCGGUGCGCAUUAUAAUCAUGAUAGCGGCAGCGUUUGGAUGGCUUUUGUCAUUCCUUCUGUCGUCUGUGGUUUGGUACGCCGUGGUGCCGCUGCGCCCGUACCUGUCGUUUGGAUUGGUGUUUGCAAUCGCAUUUCAGGAAAUAUUUCGCUAUGGUACAUAUAGACUGCUACGUAAGACGGAGGCAGGUUUGAAGGAGAUAUCGGAGAACCAGGACAUUGGCACCAAUAAACUGGAGAUGGCUUAUGUUUCUGGACUUGGAUUUGGACUCAUGAGUGGUGCUUUUGCACUUGUUAAUGUUUUGGCAGAUUCGAUAGGUCCAGGGACGUUGGGACUCCAGAAUGGUACAGAAUACUUCUUCGUCACAAGUUCUGCCAUGACACUGUGCAUGAUCCUGCUCAAUACAUUCUGGAGCGUCAUAUUCUUCAGUGGUUUAGAUGAGAAGAACUAUUUCAAAGUUCUUUGGGUUAUUGUCACACAUUUCUUUGUCUCUGGACUAAGUUUAUUAAAUCGUAGACAGCUAUAUGCAGCUACUUUGAUACCUUCAUAUAUAAUAUUAAUAAUGACAUGUGUUAUUGCAUUUAGAUCAGCCGGUGGGACAUUCAAGAGUUUCAUUCAGACUUUUACAAGAAGAUAGUUUAUUUUGUAGUUUGACUAUUCUGGUUUAAAGUGUAACAUGACAGAGCAUGUCCAUUAUGUAACAUACUUGCUAACAAUUAUCAGAUGAAACCAAUUAAAAUGACUGUUUAUCGCUUAUCUAUGAAUUUGACAGUUGCAGUUGCAAAGAGAACGUAUGGUAUGCAGCUGAUAAUAGAAUAGGAAUAAGUAGGUAUUUAAUAACUUAAUUAUAAAUCAGGCAGGGAAGCAUAAAACGAACACGAUAUUUUUACUGUGGAUCUAUCAUGGAGUGUUGUGGUUUUUUUAUGAACGACAAUCGAAUGGGGCACCCGCCUGGUCUAGUGGUAUACGCUGAUUGGCCAGCAGUGGAGUAUGAUAUGUAAGAUGAGCUUUAAGGUUAGAUUAGUUUGACCAGACAUUAAGCACGAUGGUUUCCAGGAGGAACCGCGUGUACGUCGACUAGACAUGGUACAUUGCUAGCAAUGGGUAAUCCCCAUUACUAAGCAUAUUCUUGUCCCCGAAGUGUUAUGGUAGAACUAGGGUCACAACAUCGUUUCUCCCAAAGAUUCAUGCUGUCACCAUAUAUGGUUGUGCAGAAUUUUUGAACUGGGAAAUACAACAACUUAAAAUGGUGCUGAGAGAUAUCACUUUGUUACCACGUUUCGCGUGGUAAGUCCAUUUUCCUCCAUCCUAACCUAUUCUUGUCUCACUCUCAUACCUAUCCUCUUCCUUCCUUAUAGCAAGAGAAACAUUGUUGUGAUCCCCAGAUGUUCCAGGUGCUCACGGGGAGCGGUUAGCAGUAAAGUACUUAUGGACAAUGAAGCUUGAGGUCACCCGAUGGGGUGACUCUGAAGCUUCUGUGUCCCCUAAGUAUAAAUAGAAACAAAAUACAUUCGUAAUCGCGUAAAUGUCAAUUUCAAUCGGUUUCAAACAAGAACUGUUACAUAAUUAACUGCCAGUAUUCGUUAUUUAAAUUAAUCCAUUAUUGACUAAUAAAAUAUUCCUGGACGCAAUUGUAUAGAUUUAACGAUUAUCGUAUACAGUUUUAGUUAUUCAAUAACCUAGAAAUUAAUCAUCAACAAUGACAAAUCUAGUUUCGCGUACAUUUCGCGUUUAGAACACUUUAUCAAUAUAGAUAAUCGGAGUUUUAACAUAAAAUUAUUCAUGUUAUAACCCAAUUAACUAAAUUAUUGACGGCCGCGGUGGUCUAUCGGUUUAAGACACCGCGUUACCACUG